Molecule: messenger RNA, 3557 nt
Organism: Chiroxiphia lanceolata (lance-tailed manakin)
Lineage: Eukaryota; Metazoa; Chordata; Aves; Passeriformes; Pipridae
Gene: FBXO42
Product: F-box protein 42
Exons: 10
Coding region: 91-2184 (697 amino acids)
Molecular function (GO): protein binding
Source: RefSeq, a predicted model, not a curated record
CGUCACCGGGGAGACGCGGCCGUCCCGCCGCCCGCAGCCCUGAGGGCCUGGCCCGGCCCGGCCCCGCCGGCAGCAGUGGAGUGGGAUGCCAUGGCCAGCUCCUCGGACAGUGAGGACGAUGGGUUCAUGGCCGUGGACGCCGAGGACGCCGCAGCCGAGGGGACGAUGGAGCAGGAGGAGGAGCCCCAGGCCGAGCUGGAGCUGGAGGAGAGCAGGCACAGCAGAUCCAUGCUGGAGCUGCCGGAGGAGGUGCUGGAAUACAUCCUGUCCUUCCUGUCUCCCUACCAGGAGCACAAAACCGCCGCCCUGGUGUGCAAGCAGUGGUACCGGCUGAUCAAAGGUGUGGCCCAUCAGUGUUACCACGGGUUCAUCAAGGCAGUGCAAGAAGGGAACAUCCAGUGGGAGAGUCGCACUUAUCCCUAUCCCGGCACCCCCAUCACCCAGCGCUUCUCACACAGUGCGUGUUACUACGACCCCAACCAGUCCAUGUACGUGUUUGGGGGCUGCACCCAGAGCAGCUGCAACGCCGCCUUCAACGACCUCUGGAGACUCGACCUCAACAGCAAGGAGUGGAUCCGGCCCCUGGCAUCAGGUUCCUACCCCUCCCCCAAGGCUGGGGCCACCCUGGUGGUCUACAAGGACCUGCUGGUGCUUUUUGGGGGGUGGACACGGCCCAGCCCGUACCCCCUGCACCAGCCCGAGAGGUUCUUCGAUGAGAUCCACACCUACUCACCCUCCAAAAACUGGUGGAAUUGCAUCAUGACCACGCACGGCCCCCCUCCCAUGGCAGGACAUUCCUCCUGUGUCAUCGAGGACAAGAUGAUUGUUUUUGGGGGAUCUCUUGGAUCUCGGCAGAUGAGCAACGACGUGUGGGUGCUGGAUCUGGAGCAGUGGGCCUGGUCCAAGCCCAGCAUCUCGGGGCCCAGCCCUCACCCACGGGGGGGCCAGUCCCAGAUCGUCCUGGACAACGAAACCAUCCUCAUCCUGGGGGGCUGCGGGGGCCCCAACGCUCUCUUCAAGGACGCGUGGCUGCUGCACAUGCAGGCCAACCCCUGGACAUGGCAGCCGCUCAAGGUGGAGAACGAGGACCACGGAGCCCCAGAGCUGUGGUGCCAUCCUGCCUGCAGGGUGGGGCAGUGUGUGGUGGUGUUCAGCCAAGCCCCCAGCGGGAGGGCCCCGCUCAGCCCCAGCCUCAACUCGCGCCCGUCGCCCAUCAGCGCCACGCCGCCCGCCCUGGUGCCGGAGUCGCGGGAAUACCGCUCGCAGUCCCCGGUGAGGAGCACGGACGAGGCUCCCUGCGUGAACGGCCGCUGGGGCACCCUGCGCCCGCGGGCGCAGCGGCACACGCCGGCGGGCUCCCGCGAGGGCAGCCUGUCCCCGGCCAGGGGGGACGGCUCCCCCGUGCUCAACGGGGACGGCGCGUCCCCCGGAGCCCCCCCGGACAGCCCGGGGCAGGCGCUGUCCCCCGGCACCCCCUCGGCCGCCGAGGGCCUCGACCCGCGCGUGGGGCCGGGGCCGCGCCGGGGCUCGCUGCCGGAGCACGGGGAGCUGCGCCUGGGCGCCGCCGAGCCGGGCUGGGAGUACAAGCCCCUGGACGGCGCCGAGGGCAGGACGGCGGGCGCGCGGAUCCCCCCCGAGCACACUAACGGCCUGCACAGCCCCCCGCCCGGGCCCGGCUCCCUGCCCCUGUCCCCCGGCUCCCUGCCCGUGUCCCCCGGCGCGCUCCGCCGCAGCCUGGAGGCCGUCAAGGCCUUGGCCUCCAAAGCCGCCUCGGCCUCCUCGGCGCUCAGUCCCCCCCCGGCGUCGUCCCCGGGCUCCCCCGGUGCGGAGCCGGCACGGGCGGGCGCGGCCCAGGGGGACGGGCACUCCCUGCCGCCCAUCGCCCGGCGCCUCGGCCACCACCCGCCCCAGUCCCUGAACGUGGGCAAGCCCCUGUACCAGAGCAUGAACUGCAAGCCCAUGCAGAUGUACGUGCUGGACAUUAAGGACACCAAGGAGCGGGGCAGGGUCAAGUGGAAAGUGUUCAACAGCAGCUCCGUGGUGGGACCCCCCGAGACCAGCCUGCACACGGUGGUGCAGGGCAGGGGUGAGCUCAUCAUCUUCGGCGGCCUCAUGGACAGGAAACAGAACGUCAAAUACUACCCCAAAACAAAUGCCUUGUACUUUGUGCGAGCAAAGAGAUAAUGCGGCCCCAGCCCGCCGCCACCCCCGUCCUCCCCCUUCCCGCGGCUCUUCCCGGUCCUUCCCAGCCCCCGUCCUGUCACACAGCGACCAAACUGUGAAUUAGGGAGCAGGAAACCAAUAAAAGUCCGAGCAAAGCCUCCAGCGCUGCCCAGUCAGACCCCAGUGAAGCCGGCGGUGGAAGGACCCCAGGGAUUCGGGGUGGAUGGGAAUUCUGCCAUCCGGGACCCCCACGAGGUUGAUUUUCCGAGGGCUUGGGAGGCUUCGUCCCUCCAAAACCCCUGCAGAGCUCCUCGGGAGCCUCGUGGGGUUUGAGUGAGCCUGGUUUUGUAGGAACAACCCAAACUCUGGCAGGCAGGAGGAAGGAGCCGGGUGAAUUCCAUGCCUGGCUCCGUUAGGAGAACAGCAGCAAUAUCCCCCUGGGAAUGCCCAGCACUGGGAAAUCCUGCUCGACACAAACAUGAUGCCUUUUUUUUUGCCUCACCUGCCGCUCUCGCCCCUGUCCUUGGGCAGGGCCAAAACAAGGAGGAAAGGACAGGAUUUUGUGUCAGAAUGCCAAAUAUAUUGAUUGUUCCCAUCCCUCCUCUCCCUGCCGUGCUGGAUCAGGCUUCAGGAUCGGCCCCGAUCCAUCUGAUCACCUAAAAAUCCACUUAUCUCCCCAAAAUGGAGACGUUUGGCUGCCAGUUCCCCCCUGGACUUCAAGGAUUCAUUUCACUUGACAUCCCAAAGCUGUUCAAGGCCAAACCAGCCCCUUGGAGCCUGGGGACAGGGUGGGUUUUCCAGGGAAAAGGAUGGAUAUUGGUGAAUUUGAGGGCGUGAGCAGCCUCUGCAGCAACUUCACCUCAUCUUUGCACGUGCCUCCUUCCACAAGGAUUCCAUUCAAAUCCCAAGGGAUUGAACCUGUGCGUCCUUCUGGGACAACCCCCCUCCUUCCCUUUCCCCUCCAGGGGGUGGGAAGAACAGGUGGAUUCUGCCAGGUUUUGGUCAACAACCUCCAGGACCCCGAAAACAGGGAGCCCUCCCCAAGCCGGCAGCGCCAUGACGUGGUCCCUCCUUCCCGGGAUUUUUGUUUCCCUCCAUUCCCACUGAGCUUUUUGCCGGUCAGAGCCUUAAAUCCCAUCCCAGCCGUGUGGGGAUGGGGAGGGAUUUGCUUCACCUUGUUGCCACCUCUGUAAAUAAACCCCUGGUCCAACCCGACCUCUCCCGUCCAUCCCAAAAUGAUUUGUCCCAAGCGAAAAGCAAAAUUGUCCCCAUCCCAAAAAAACCAGAAACCUCAGGAGCACCAAGGGUGAGCUGUGAAAUAUUCCCUCUGGGAAGGCGGUCGGGGCUUCGGCAGCGAUUCCCACCCCCCUUUGCAUGUUUUUGGUCAUCCAUCC